CUAGUCAGUCAGCUGGCGUUGCCAAUCGAGUACGGAUGCGAGUAGCGGUUGGGCAAAGUGUUCAAAGUGUUUUGGAAUUAAAUUAUUUGUGUGUGGUGUUUUCGCGAGUGUCGUCCGGCGUUCGUUUCGUUGGCACUGUUGCCGCAAUUUGUGUGUGUAAUUGAAUAUAUUUGAGUAAAUAAUAUAAAAAUACAUAAGCAAGUGUUUGAAUUUGCAUUUCUGUGUGUAAAUAAGUGCGCUUAUGAAAUUAUUAUAACCCGAAAAAAUAUUACUAAUAAGAAAAGAGGCAGCAAAGCAAAGCAAACAACGCACAAAAACAUUCUCUACUUGUGAAUUGCCAACAACAACAAGCGCACGUCUGCUGAGUCGUACGUAGGGAGAGCAGCGGAGCGGGAGACAUAAUGGCAACUGCAAAUAUUGCAUCCACUCUGCGCUGCCGCUACCUAUGACAUUUGGUUUCGUACCUUUAUUGCCGCUGCAGUGACAAGCACGUGAGUGUGUGUGUAUGUUUAUAGCUGCUCUACUUAAAAGAAGUAUUUUCUGGAACUCAAAUCAAACAACUCGCACACAUUGAUAUGCCGCCAAAUGUGCUCAUUUUGUGACAAAGAGUGUCAACAUUUAAAAACAACAAUAACUACAAAGAAGCUGAAGAAGCAAAAAUAUAGAUUAAUACAAAAACGAAAAAAAUAAAAAUAAAUAAGCAUAUAAGUAAAAAUUGUGAUAAUUGAAAAAAAAAACUAAAAGUGAGAAAAAAUGACGGUAACCUACACUGCGGAGGUGGCCACAUGUCGGGGUUUUGGCUGCUUUCUGAAAUUAUUGAGCAGAUGGCGUGGCAGUAUCUACAAGCUAGUUUGGCUGGAUCUCAUCGCAUUUCUCUUUCUUUACUACCUACUUAGUAUAGUGUAUCGUUUCUGUUUAGAUGAAUAUCAAAAGACAAUAUUCGAAGGCGUUGCCAAAUAUUGCUACAGUUACAGCGAUCUGAUACCGUUAUCAUUCGUGUUGGGUUUCUAUGUAUCAAUCGUGAUGACACGUUGGUGGAAUCAAUACACCAGCAUACCAUGGCCCGAUCCGAUUGCCGUCUUCGUUAGCUCCAACGUGCACGGACAGGACGAACGUGGACGUGUUAUGCGUCGUACCAUCAUGCGUUAUGUCUGUCUCUGCCUGACGAUGGUAUUGAUUAAUGUGUCGCCGCGCGUAAAGAAACGAUUUCCCGAUUUAACACAUCUUGUGGAUGCCGGUCUUUUGAAUGAUAAUGAGAAGGCGAUCAUCGAGAGUAUGAAUAAGGGUUUCCCACGUCAUUCAAAGCAUUGGUUACCCAUUGUAUGGGCGGCCAGUAUUAUAACAAGAGCACGAAAGGAGGGACGCAUACGUGAUGAUUUUGCGGUGAAAACAAUUAUCGAUGAAUUGAAUAAGUUUCGCGGCCAAUGCGGUCUAUUGAUAUCGUACGAUACGAUCAGUGUGCCGCUCGUGUACACACAAGUGGUCACACUGGCGGUAUACUCGUUCUUUCUCUGCUCGGUUAUGGGUCAACAGUGGACAGAGGAUAAGCAGGCAUUUCAAAAGAUCGAUAUAUAUUUUCCAGUUUUCACAACGUUGCAAUUCUUCUUCUAUAUGGGAUGGCUGAAAGUGGCCGAGUCGCUGAUCAAUCCGUUCGGUGAGGAUGACGAUGAUUUUGAGGUCAACUGGAUGGUGGAUCGUAAUCUGCAGGUCUCCUAUUUAAUUGUCGAUGAAAUGCAUCACGACCAUCCGGAACUCAUCAAGGAUCAAUAUUGGGAUGAAGUGUUCCCUAACGAACUGCCCUACACGGUGGCAUCCGAACGUUUCCGCGAAGAGCAUCCCGAACCGUCAACAGCGAAAAUCGAGGUGUCGAAUAAGGCCGCCAUGCCAACAACAUUGUCGAGCGUGCGCAUCGACGAAAUGGUUGGUAGCAGGGGGUCAACCAAGCGUUUGUCCUUACAUGAGCAAGCUCAAAAUUCAGACCAAACACAGACACCAAUGCAAGCAGUUAAUUAUAAAUUUCCCGAAAUGUCACAAGAAGAGGAGGCCGAUGAUGCCAGCGGCAUACACUUCACAGCCGGCAAUGGCAAAGUGCGACACGGCUCAUCUCCUAGCCUCGCCAGCCUAAGUGGCACUUUGUCCCGCGUCAACACAGUUGCCUCGGCGCUGAAACGUUUCCUUAGUCGUGAUGAGCGUCCCGGCUCUACGACUCCCGUCGAUGAUGGCACACAGAAAAUGCGCUUUCCCGGCAGCGCCAGUUCGGCCAGUCUUACGGGCAAUUUCAGCAUGAAACCUCCCGGUAGUUUGCGCAUCACAGAUCAAGUUAUCGAAGAGGUGGAUGAACAGGCUACGAUCACUUCGCAUCGUGCCAACGAUCAGGUGCGUCCAAAUUUACACGAUAUAUUUCUGCCGGGCUUGACGUCAGCCAGCAACGCUGCGCACUCCGAACCAAUGGAUAUACCGACACGGCCCACUUCGUAUAUGCGUACGCAAUCGACUUACGAGCCAACGCUGUUUCCACCGGGCGGUGUAGAAGCUUUACUCAGCACGUCAGCACCCACGAAUGGCAGUCCACGCAUGGUGCAGACUGUGCCGAAUUCGCCAGCGGAUCCCUCCAGCACCAAAUCGCUCUUCGAUCGACAAGUCACUACGGAGAAGGGCAGUCGCGAGCAGGUAGAACGUCCCCCAGAAGUGCCGCAGGUUUUCAGAUGGUAUUUGUCGACUGUCGAUGACAUGGACACGAAGUCAACCACGGAUGCGCCCGGCGUCGAGGACGAAGGCGACGACUUCGACAAAUUGAAAGCAGCGCGCGAGAAGGAGCGCAUGCAGCGACAACAACAAAAGCUGGCGCGCACUAUCAGCACAGCGCCCGGCAUAGACGGUGGACCGACUGUGGUGCCCGUAGUAGCAGCAGCCAUAAUACCCACCACCGUCGUGCCAGCACCAGCGCCAGCCGUGGCAGCUGCACCGGUGGCGACCACAGCAGCGGCAGCACCAGCCGCGCUGCCAGUGCGUUCACUCUCGACCAUCUCAUCGGGCGAAGAUCUCUCGACAAAUGAUCCGGACGCCAGCGUGGAACCGCUCACCACAUCAACGGCAAAAACUUCGCCGGACAAUGAGGGCUGAACGCCUCACACCUAAGCGGUACAGUGCUCGCUAAAUGUAUGCGAACAAAUUGGUUUCCAUACAAAUAAUUGAUAAAAUGUGCUCAGCAUUUUAUUUCGGCAUUAUUAUUAGACUUAAGUUUAUGGCAUUCAUACACAAAUUUUCGAAUUUGCAAGAACUUAGCUUUUAAGUUGCCUCAAGACCCAAAAAACAAGUAUAGGUUCGCGUCAAGUAAUCGUUUAAGCAGCGUAAAUCGUCGGUAUUAUGCAAUGUUAGUCAACGUGUGUUCUGUCCUUAGCGUGUAGCGUAGCAUAGUUUUGUGCGCAAAGUGUCGGAAAUGUAUACGAAGUUUUACAUUAACUAAAUAUUUUUAUACGAACAAUUCGGGAGUGAGAAAUGUUAUAUAUGUAGGUAUAUAAAAAAUACCAUAAAAUAAUUGGAAAUUUAUGUAAUAUACACCGGUUCAAUUAUAUAACUCAUUAAGAAAUAUUUAUUUCCAAAUUCCAUUUGGUGCUUCUCUUUUAGUGGCAUUAGGCGCAAAUGCUCAGAAAAAUUGCUGAAUCAAACAGUAUGACAAAUAAUAUAUAUUAUAUACAUAUUUACAUCACUGCAAGGCUUUGCUGUUCGUAAAAUUAUAAACAUUGAGCUAAACAUUCUAAGUGAUAUAUUCAAAAGACAUAAUUGAGCUAUUUUUCGAAGCGGUUAUAUGAUUUUUUACUUAGCAGUCUACAUAAAAGUAAUAAAAAUGAAACCUUAACAUAUAUCUAUGUCAAGAAAAUCAAAAAUAUUUACAAUUAUAUAUGUGUAAGUAAUCACCAUUGACGAUAUUAUAAAGCAUUAAAGUAUUUUGUACAGUUUUUUUUGCAAUUUUGCAAAAUGAAUCGGUUGUGUGAGCAUUUGUUUAAGCAAAAAUAUUAAAAAUAUUAAUUGCCUAAUUUUAAUAUUUUAAUUAUGUGAAAAAAAGUUAUCUAACGUAUUAAUUUAAGUUAUUUGUGCUACAAACAAAUAAAAGAAGUAAUCUCUCUAGUAAAUAAAAGAGUUAAUACUUAAAAAGGUAUUUAAAUGUAUAUUGUUUAAGUUGGUUAACGAUCUUACAACUGUAUUUUAUUUUAAAGAAAAAUUUAAUAUUAAACAAAAUUAUUUUGUAUAAAAUAGAGCUUAAAUCAAAUAAAUUUACCGGAAAAUAGAUUUGUUUUAAUUUUAAAUAAAAAAUUAAAGAAAAUAUAAGUAAAACAUUGCUAUUCACUUGGGAGUGGCCAGAAACGAUUCUUUUACAUAUGGCUCAAGCAGCUCACGACAAAAAGAGAGGCAGGAAUUUGUGAGAACGAAAAGCUUGAUAAGCUGGCUGAGGUGAGAACGUAACCGUAAAUAGCAACCGUUUUCGCACUAUGAUAUAAAACAAAAAAUUUAAAUUUGUGCAUAUUUUUAUUUAUUUGGUCGCAAGAGCACCUGACCGCAAGCGGUCGCAUUUAAGGAAGCAGUCAUUAGUCUCAGAACCAAAUUAAGCCUUAUCCAGCAACUCAAUUGAUUUGGUAAAAUAACUAAUUAUUUUUAACCCCUGCUGCACAAUGACUCUUAAAUUGGAGCAUUGGGAGUCGUGGAAUAAAUUCCAUCUCACCCAGCGGGAGACUGGGCAUUCGCAUAAAUAAUGUUCCAGCGUCUCAUCAUUCUCCGCGAAUGCGGAAUAUACAGCAGGUGAGUCCAAUUUUCUGAAUGUGAGAUCUCAAAACUAAGUUCCCUUUUUUUUAGAUGUAGAAGCUUUUUGAUCUGUCCACCAUCAACAUCAACCUUGUUGCUAGUGUUCCAAUAUGUGAGGUGUUCUUCUAGGGUCCAUUGCAGCAAACAACCCUUGAAGGAGCUGAAUGGUCUGGGCUGCCCCUAGCAGGUCAACUUCUCUGUGUUUACUUUUCUUUCUAGCCCAAUAUGACUGAAUACCCAGAUGAUAUCAAUUAUAUUAUUACGUAAUGAGAGACUAAUUAUUGCCUGCAUGCAAAACCUAACGCAGUGAUACUUAAUAUUGGAGCUACAGAGAGCCUUAAUUGCCGCUUGGAUGUCCACUAGAAGCUUUAUGGACUUUCUGGCUAGAGCAGAAGCCGACUUGGCGCCAUUUGUUACACCAACAAUUUAGCCCUGGAAAACUGAAUUAUAGACAUUUAGUUUAAAUCUAUGUUCUGUGUAUAAAUUACCACAAUAGACUCCUCUCUUGUUCCUUUUUCAUGCUUUAAUCCGUUGAUGAAUAUAUUGAUUUUACCAUCGGAACUAUCGAUCACAGAACCAUUGGUUCAUUCUUCUCUACUGGAGAUUCAAAACGUUGUGUUUAAUUCCUAAUGUAUCUCUUUUUCUCGGCCUCAUUGUCAAUUUAGGUGGAGUUCAUUAACAAGAUCGAGUGUUACGUCGAUUCCGGCUUUCAACGUCCUAAAAUUACAAGCGGCCUCGCCCCAAAAAUUGCAUUACUUCAUUUGAAUUUAUAUUGGGCGGCAAUCUCCAUACCCAUUCUCCAGACCCAUUGCACCUCUACCAGGGGAUUAAUGGGGUAAAUUUUUGAUAAUGGCAUCCACCACAUCACUACACCGUAUGUUAAUAUGGAUGAAUGAUAUUUUUAUUAAAACACUAACUGUUAUAGCAAUCAUUAUUCUUCACAUAAUUGUGAGAAAUACUGCUAGUAUGUAAUCAUUGGCCUAGUAAACAAUCGAGUCCGCUCCUUUUCCGUUGACCUCAUUGUCAAGAGAAUAGAACUAGGCCACCUACAUCUCGAGAAAAUAUCUGCUGUCCAAUAAAAUACAGACGUAGAACUAUAAUUGAAACUAUGAAAAAAUGGAAGUGUGAGGAAUUUGAUAUCUGCGCGCAUUUCUUCAACUUCAUUCAACGGCUGAAAGAACAGAAGGCUCGUGGACAAGAAAAUACUUUAGAUUUGUUUCAAUUAAUUGUUAAAUAUACUUUUCGACUUGCUCUUUAGGUAAAACAAUAAAUAAAAUGAUAGAUAAAUGCUUGAUUAUUUUGUAUUUUUGUAUUCUCUCUCGCCUGACCUUUAAAGCCAAAUCUUUAAUGGGAAUUAAUAAAAAUAUUCGAUUAGCUUGAAAAAAUGUAGCAAUGUAUAUGUAACUAAAUUUAAUUGAAAUAAAACCCAAUGUUUUCAUUAUAAUAAAAUUUGGUAGUUUGUCAGCAGAUUUUAUAGGCAUUUUAGCUGUCAAACAAUUUCUCAUAUGGCAACACUAACCUUCAAAAGGCGCGUGUAUAAAUUUGACAGCUGUCGGGUUAUGUGUUUUUGGAUGUGAUAAGGAAUUGUGAAAAAAAUGGAUGAAAGGGAAUUUGGCGUGUUGAUAAAAUAUUGCUUUUUGAAGGGAAAAAAUACAGAUGAAGCCAAAAAUUGGCUUGAUGAAGAAUUUCCGGACAGUGCCCCAGGAAAAUCAACUAUCAAGGAUUGGUAUGCUAAGUUUAGACGUGGUGAAAUGUACACCGAAGACGGAGUAUGCACUGAACGCGCAAAAGAGGCUGUUAACGACAAGAAUUGAGGAGCUUCAAAACAAGACUGUAGUUUGAAGGAGCAUUUUACUUAAUAAAUAUUUAAAUAUAAAUAAAGCGCAUUUACAGAA
Molecule: messenger RNA, 6695 nt
Organism: Bactrocera dorsalis (oriental fruit fly)
Lineage: Eukaryota; Metazoa; Arthropoda; Insecta; Diptera; Tephritidae
Gene: Best1
Product: bestrophin-1
Exons: 8
Coding region: 754-3123 (789 amino acids)
Molecular function (GO): chloride channel activity
Source: RefSeq, a predicted model, not a curated record